Musa acuminata subsp. malaccensis (wild Malaysian banana) is the source of this 1257-nucleotide messenger RNA. RefSeq names its product phosphoribosylaminoimidazole-succinocarboxamide synthase, chloroplastic. Gene Ontology annotation, molecular function: phosphoribosylaminoimidazolesuccinocarboxamide synthase activity. Gene Ontology annotation, cellular component: cytoplasm; chloroplast stroma. NCBI's taxonomy places the organism in Eukaryota, Viridiplantae, Streptophyta, Magnoliopsida, Zingiberales, Musaceae. The record is from RefSeq and is a predicted model, not a curated record. Gene Ontology annotation, biological process: 'de novo' IMP biosynthetic process.
ACACGCAAAGCUUGAAACGGACGCUGAUGGCGGCUUCCUCUGCUCCUCCAGCGACUCAGAACCCCCUCAAAACCCUAAGAAAUGCAUCCUUUCCUCGCCCCUGUCGCCUUCGCAUCGUCUCGCCUGCGAGACCCCUGCCGAUCUCCGCGCUCGCCUCGUCCCCCUCCACCGCCGCCGCCUCACCACUUUCCGCCGACGCCCGCCACCGCGACGACGUCCUCCGUGCGGCCCGCGCCGCGCUCUCGAACUGCCUCUCCGAGACCUACCUCGAUCGCACCGUCCCCGGACUCAGCUCCAAGGCCCGAGGCAAGGUGAGGGAUAUUUAUGAUGCGGAGGACCAUCUCGUUCUCGUUACCACCGACCGGCAGAGUGCCUUCGAUCGGGUUCUUGCCUCCAUCCCCUUCAAAGGCCAGGUCCUUAAUGAGACAAGUUUAUGGUGGUUCAAUAAGACUCAACAUAUUACUCCAAAUGCUGUGAUUUCUGCUCCAGAUAGUAAUGUGACAAUUGCAAAAAGGUGCUCAGUGUUCCCAGUUGAAUUUGUUGUAAGAGGUUUUGUGACUGGAAGCACUGAUACGUCACUGUGGACAGUCUAUAAUAAGGGUGUGAGGAACUAUUGUGGCAAUGUACUUCCUGAAGGAAUGGUAAAGAAUCAGAGGCUACCUGCCAAUAUUCUUACUCCUACGACAAAAGCUGUGGAUCAUGAUGUUCCUGUGUCACCUGAUGAGAUUAUUCAGCUGGGUUUGAUGACACAAAAUGAAUUGGAUGAAGUAAGCAGUAAAGCCUUGGCGUUAUUUGCAUAUGGGCAGCAAGUGGCAUUGGAGAAUGGUUUGAUUUUAGUUGACACAAAGUAUGAAUUUGGAAAGGGAGCUGAUGGGACGAUAAUGUUGAUUGAUGAGGUGCAUACCCCUGAUUCAAGCAGAUAUUGGAUUGCCAAUUCUUAUGAGAAGCAGUUUAAUGCUGGCUGUGAACCUGAAAAUGUUGACAAGGAAUUCCUAAGGUUGUGGUUUAAGGAACAUUGCAAUCCAUACGAAGAUGAGGUUCUCCCUGAGGCUCCUGAGGAUCUUGUUUGUGAGCUUGCAUGGCGGUACAUCUUCCUCUUUGAAACCAUCACAAAUUCGAACUUCCAACUGCCUGCUACAGAGGAACCAAUACAUGAUAGGAUAUCCAGGAACGUUUCCAGGGCACUAUCAAGCAUAUAAUUGUGGUGUUUCACCUAUGGAGUUUCAACUGCUGUAAGUGCAGUUGCAGCUUAUGCUG